Physella acuta is the source of this 2757-nucleotide messenger RNA. RefSeq names its product octopamine receptor 1. Gene Ontology annotation, biological process: G protein-coupled receptor signaling pathway. Gene Ontology annotation, molecular function: dopamine neurotransmitter receptor activity, coupled via Gi/Go; G protein-coupled receptor activity. Gene Ontology annotation, cellular component: plasma membrane. NCBI's taxonomy places the organism in Eukaryota, Metazoa, Mollusca, Gastropoda, Physidae. The record is from RefSeq and is a predicted model, not a curated record.
UUGGAUAAACAGUACUGAGGAUUAAAAGAAUAUGGCUUCAUUAAUUAUGCAGUUUGUUAAUUGAAUUCGGUCUUGCAUCUACAGAAAACUGAUCAAUACUGAAGAUGGAUAUUGAUUAGAUUAGACCGGCGAGAACGGAGAUCUUCAUGUUUGCUUCAGGGGAGGUUACUCCGAAAUCCCAGCAAGAUGAAUGAUGCUGUACUGGUUUCUGAACCAGAUCAGGAUAACAUCGAUGUCUCCAGAACCCGACCGUGGCGUCAUUCUCAAAACACGAGCAGAGGAGAGUAUAACGCGGGGGAGUUUGGAAAGACGGCGUCGAAGGGUUUUGAACCUGGGUCUCUGUACGAUCGACCAGCGAGAUUUAAGGAAUACCAGAACGAUGAUGGGGUGCAGUCGAGCGUCUUCCAGCUUCAAGACUCAACAGACAACACCGGUGCCUCAGUGCGUCAUCAGCAGAGCCUCGUUCUGACAGGGAACCAAUCCGAAACCGGAAACUUUGGCACGAAAGGUCAAGGUAGGUUCGAGAGUACGGAUAGUUCAAGCCUACCUAAUAUAGGUUACUACGAUGUUAACGACGAAAACGGAAGGUAUCAGCAUUACGACAUCGUCCCGUUCAACACCGACGAGAACUCAAACAGAACUCAUUACGACGCCGAGUUCUUCCCUGAGCCCGUCGGUUCCACUGAUAUCGGGUUUAACGACACGAUCCCGAACUUACCCGGAUUCGAUCCCGCUUCUUUCACACCCUGGGGGUCGAAUUUAACCCACAAUGUUCAAUACCUAAACAACAGCAUCAACCCGUACGGGGUUAACCCAUUUCUGAAUUUGACCACCCUCGUGUUUGACCAACACAAAUUCACCCCCGAGCAAAAUUUUGGAUUUACUAGCAACGUGACCACGGCUGUGUACGGGACGGACGCAAACAGUUCUCUUGUGGAUAUUCCCGUUUCGGAAGAUUUCUACACCUGGAGUAUUCUCAUCAUGGCGCCUCUAGUCAUCUUCGGGGUUGGAGGGAAUACGCUGGUGAUUUUGGCGAUCUCUUUAGAGAAACGUCUACAGAACGUCACGAAUUAUUUCCUUCUUUCACUGGCUGUUACGGAUCUUCUUGUUUCAUUAAUCGUCAUGCCUUUAUCAAUUAUCAACGUUUUUACGGGUCGUUGGCUGUUCGGUUUACUCCUCUGUGAUCUAUUCGUGACGUCAGACGUGCUGAUGUGUACCUCCAGCAUCUACCAUCUCUGCACCAUCUCGCUGGAACGAUACAUCGGGAUUCGAUACCCGCUGUGGACGAAAAACAAAUCCAAACGGAUAGUGCUAUUGAAAAUUGUGCUGGUGUGGACGAUAUCGCUAGCGAUAACGAGUCCGAUUACGGUACUCGGGGUGGUGAAGGAGGAUAAUGUUUUAGUCCGCGGGGAAUGUGUGUUGAAUAAUGAGAAUUUUAUAAUAUACGGAUCUAUAUUUUCAUUUUUCAUUCCACUGGCUAUUAUGGUGUUAAUGUACGGGUUGACAGUGAGGAUGUUGAAUAACCAGGCGCGGUUGUGUCAAAGCCGAGGGCCGGACGACGGUGAAGGUCAACCGAUGAUCCGAAGGUCAACUUCAAGGAGAAAUUGGCACACUCGGAGACAGUACUACGGGCGGGAACCGUUGAAUGUAUCGUCGCCGUAUUCGGGAUCGAGGCAUAUUGAGUACGAUGCGAGUAGUGGGGUAUCGUGUCAAAGGCAUCGGACGUUAGGUGCGAAUCGGCAUAGCGCGAUUCCGCUGUGUCACCAUCAUAGUCAUCUGCAUCAUCAUAAUAACGACAACAGCGUUAGGCACGAUGGUGGAGGUGGUGGAUCGAGUGGAGUUUCGGGUUCCGGUGGAGGCGGUGGGUGUAAUAACAAUAUGGUGGGGAAUAAUAACAAUAUAAAUAACCUACACAGGGGGCGUGGUAAUAACAACUCUACGGGGAAUAACAAUAACAACAGCAACAACACCGAGAACAGCAACGGGAUGUCCAACAGCAAUAACCAUAGACGGAACCGCCACGGGAUACAAAACGGGAGAUCUGGGUCUAUUUACAUGGGGCGCAACUCCCCGCCGGAUUACCAGUACUGUAACGGUAUCCAGGAAGAGUUAUCCUCUGACGUCACAUCCGAUUCUCGAAACUGCUGCUCGUCUAUCCUCUCGUCUUCAUCGUCUUCUUCAUCGCCGUCGUCUUCAACGCGAGAACCAAAACGGUUACGGGAGCUGGUUCGAAAACAUCACGUCGCAGUCAAGGCUGCGAACAUUCUUUUAAUGAAGCGCGAGGGACAGCCUCAAACCCAGACGCAUAUCACCACCCCCUCUUCGUCAAACUACGCCAGUGUUCGGCGCGACAACUCUGUAAGAACCGAACAAAAAGCGUCCAAAGUCCUGGGUGUUGUCUUCAUGAUUUUCGUCGUAUGCUGGGCGCCUUUCUUCACCGUCAACAUCCUCACCGCUUUAUGCACAUCGUGCAGGUUCGAAUCCACUCUCAUCACCGCUUUCGUCUGGCUGGGGUACGUCUCCUCCACCCUCAACCCUAUCAUCUACACCAUCUUCAACAACAUCUUCAGAAUCACCUUCAUCAAACUCCUGUGCUGCAGGUACCGUCUGCUCCACAGGGCUCGCAGAAACAGCAACAUGCCUGGGCUGAGGAAUGGACUGCUGAACUGCAGCACCUUUGGUCCGGCGACAUUGACCAUCAACCAUCAGUCCAACACAACAAACACCACCAUCAUUGAUGAGUCUAACUGUUAGGAA